Messenger RNA from Lasiodiplodia theobromae, 3045 nucleotides. Its product is annotated as Zinc finger protein dhhc domain containing protein. NCBI's taxonomy places the organism in Eukaryota, Fungi, Ascomycota, Dothideomycetes, Botryosphaeriales, Botryosphaeriaceae. Bases 1 to 3045 code for a protein of 1014 amino acids. The transcript has a single exon. The record is from RefSeq and is a predicted model, not a curated record.
AUGGAGCCGCGCUACUCGGGCUACCACAGGUCCUCCUCGCCUGGAAGCCGCCGCAUACACAACCCAGGUCGCGCGACUACCGGAUCCUUCAGCUCUUACGACACCUACUACGACCCCUACAGCAGGUCGCCACGGUCCAGCGGCGACCGCCUUGUGUCCUCGUCCAGCACCUCCAACUACUCGACCGCCCCGAGCGCCGCCACUCGAGCCAGUGCGGGGUAUGAUGCAUACACGGGCAGGCCGCGCAGUUCCACGCUCGAAGGCUCACGCCGCCCGGCAAGCACGCUGACCUCCGGCGUGCCCAUCCGCACCACCACCCACAGCACCGUCGUGCACUCUCACGACCGACCGUCGAGCCCGCUGGCUCGAAGCUACGACGGCCGCGGCAGCGCGUAUACCGUUGCCACUGCUGCCGCCCCCGUUGCCACACCAUCCUCCAGACAAGGUCACAGCCACGGGCACAAAAAGUUCUACAGCAUCGACGACGGCAAGGCUGUCAGGGUGGAUCCGCGUGAAGCAGAGCUCCGUCGCCACAACGGCCACAGCCGGUCAAACUCCAAAACUUACCACACCACCACCCAGCGUUAUCCAGUGCAGGACACGGUUGACGAGGGCUACUCGUACACGGAUGCCGCCGGUAUGUACCGAGACACGGAGCCCAGCUGGCGCGCUCGCUCAGGGAGCGUCGAAAGCCGCACGAGGCGACCGGUGAGCAUGGUCGAGAGCUACGGCCCUCGUUCAUCGGCUCGCGAUCUUUCUGGGCCUCCUGUGACAACACGAGGCUUUGAUAAGAUCAAUGGAGGUGUUGCAGCUGCUUCUGCUGUUGCCCGCAGCGGGAGUCUGAGAGACUAUGGCCAUGCGCGAGCCUCGUCACGCGAGCGAUCACACGAGAGAAGCAGCACCGCAGAUUCGUACUAUCGUGACGAGGCCAUGUAUGCGCCGCCUCCGCGCUCUUCAUCUGUGCGUGCCGCCCCGGCCCUUCACCAAGACUUCAACGAUAGGCGAGAGGAUCGACGCGACGAUCGCCGAGAUGACCGGCGCGAUGACCGCUAUGGCUACCGAGAUGAGGUCGAAGACCGUGACCGCCUUCGCACGUCCAAACGCUAUGAGGAUCCCGAUGUUGAAGCGAGGGGAUUCGGCAUCAGAGCCCCCAGUGUUGGUCGGCCAAGCAGUGUCGGUCCUGGUAACGAUCCUUACCACUCAACUCGGGAUGAGAUUCUCGACCGGCGGUAUGCCCCUCCUCCUCUCCCCCCUGCAUCAGUUCCGGCCUAUCCUCCUCCCGAUGCCGGAAUUCCUGUACCAAAUGCUCGUGAUUAUAUCCCGGACCCUCCGCGCUCAGCGCGUGGGGAGCCCGAACGCCACGCCAGGGACUACAGGGACUAUGAGCGGGAUCGCACCAACGACCGGAACGGCGAUCGCGAUUGGGAUCGAUCCAAAGGCUAUGACCGAGAGCGCGACCGCGAAAGAGACCGCGAAGACCGCCGUGAUGAUCGUCGUGAGGACCGUCGCGACAGAGACAGCCAUAUUCCGAGUGUUGUACCAGCUGCUGCUGCGGCUGUUGGAGCCGCGUAUGGUGCUCAACAUAUGGCUGAAAGUGCUGCGGUACGCCACCAGCGAGAACGCGAGCGAGAACACCGAAGCGAUUCCGAUGAAGAAAAGAAGCGACGCGCUCGUAAGGCUUCGUCAUCUGACGACGGCGAGACGCCUCGUGAGCGACACUACGUUGACAAGGAUGACGUGAGAGACCGAGAGGAUCGCAGACAAGCUUCUUCGAAUAUUGAUCCGGACGAGGAGUACCGACGCCGUCUCCAGCAGGAGAUGGAGCGCUCCACUGGCUCGAUUCGCGACAGGGAUAGCGAGUCCGAUCGUGAAAAAGAGCGCCGUAGACGCGAUCGAGACAGAGGCGAAGCUCCCAAGGACCGCGUACCGGAGGCUGCUACUCGUGAUGCCCCUCGACCGGAACGUAACGGAGACCUUGGACCGGACCAGAAGCCAGAUCGGAACAGCGAACGGAGCAACAGCGUCUUCGGUGAAUCUAUAGUGGAUGAGCCUGCUCCACUGUCCGCAGCAGAGGAAAAAGACCGCGACAACCGAGUCCGCAUUGUGUCACCCCCGAAGUCUGAUAAAGAAUCCCCACCCCCUCCAAAAGGUAUCUUGCGCAAACCCACCGAGAAGUUUCCUGAGGACCCGAAUCCUAUUAGGGAGGGAGUUGCGCCAAUGAAGGACGCAAAGAAGGGCAAAGACAUCCCUCCUGACGCUCGCUGGACCAAGAUCGACCGUCGGCUCGUCAAUCCCGAAGCAUUGGAGGAAGCCAAGGAAAGGUUCGAAGAGAGAAAGGACUGCGUGAUUGUGCUCCGGGUCCUCACGCGCGAGGAUAUUCAGAAGCUUGCGGAUCGCACAAGAGAGAUCCGUGAAGCCAGAGGUAAUUACCCACCUGAUUCUGCUGCGCUUUAUUCGUCUUUUCUUGCGGAUUCGAAGAAAUCUCUCGCACAUUCCUCGUCUGGGUCAUCAUCGGAUAGCAAUGCCCGAGACCAGGACCGAGAUGACCCAUCUUCCUCUGAGCACAAGCAUCAUCGCAAACGUCGCUCUCGAAGUCAUCACCGGCAUGACGAUGAGGACGAAGACAAACAUCACCAUCACCACCAUCAAGAUGUGGACCCCAUUUCUUCUGUUUUGUCCGAGAGUUCAGAGAAGCUUUCAAAGUCGAAGACUUUGACCGGCAUUCUUGACACUGUUAUCGAUGUGCUAACGCGCCCCAAAGAAGAAGAGUACCACCGCGGCGGCGGUGAAGAUCGCAGCCGUGAUCGCGACCGUGGCGAGCACCGCAGCAGCCACCGCUCGUCCCGCCGCAAGCACAGAGACAGGGACGACGACUCCUCGUAUGAGAGCGACGAGGAUGAGGAGGAUGCCAGGGAAAGACACCGGGCGCCUCGCAUGAUCGAACCGUCGAAAGAGCCGCAUGAGGAUUUCCGCGAGAGGGAACGGGAUCGUCAGCGCGAAAAGGAAAGAGAGAGGGAAUUCUGGGUCGAUCCGUCAAGGCAGUGA